ACUUUUUCACUGAUAAUUUGAGGACGUAGUACGACUCAACGAUGGGCUGGACAGACCUUUCAUUUUCAAAGUAGUACAACCCAACUGUCAGUCGGAUAACCUCUCUCAUUUACAAAAAAUGAUAUUAAAACAGGUCAAAAACCUUUUUAUUUCCACAUAAUAUAAUUCAACGACGAAUUGAAAGUGCGUUUAUUUUUGAGCAAUAUAACUUAGCAAAGGAUUAAAAAAGUGUAUCAUUCGUCAGCCAGAAUGUAUAAAUCUCAAUUUGUUGGCCUAGAUGAUAAACCAUGUGAAACAAAGUGUUUGUUAUGUGAUUAUACUUUUAUUCUCCCAACAAAUGAAACUUAUUUUCUGACGCAUCUAUAUAUGGUGCAUCACCUUGUUAUAGGAGAUGUUUGGAAAAUAGCAAGUUUAAGAAGUUAUAUACAUUACUGGAGUAUAAAAUUUAAGGAAGCACCACUAACAACUUAUUGCACCACACUGUUGAUGGAUUUUAUGCCAGAUGGCAAACCAAGUCCAGAUGAACAGUACUUCUUGCUUUCUGAUUGUCUGUCAGAAGACAAAACUUUGAGAUAUGAAAUACAGCAAGCUAAACUAGAAUGGGCAUUAGCACAACAAGAAGCUGAACGUGUGGAUACAAGUUUCAAACGUGGCUGCGUGUUUUGCCGUAUGGAAUUUUGUGGAUUACGCACUCUUUAUAUAAAACAUCUUCAUCAGAAGCAUAAUCUUUAUUUUGGCAAGCCAGAAAACUUAGUAUUUGUUGAUGAGCUUUUGGAUAAAAUUCAGAGUACUAUUGAAAGUUUAAUAUGUAUUUACUGUGAAAAGACAUUUAAAGAUCGGACAGUAUUGAAGGAACAUAUGCGAAAAAAGUCACACAAGUGUAUAAAUCCAAAUAACAAAACAUACGAUAAGUUUUAUAUAAUCAAUUACCUGCAGCCGGAAAGAACUUGGAAGCGAAGACAGAAUAAUCACGAAUCAGAAAAGAAUCAGAAUCUGGAAGUUGUCAGUAGUGAAAAUGAAGAUGAAGAGGGUUCAUGGUCCGAUUGGAAUGACGACUCUGUCGGAAUAACAUGUUUAUUCUGUAAUUAUAGCAAUAAAGAAUUAGCGUGUAUCUUGAGUCAUAUGAGGAAAGAACAUGGCUUUGAUUUUCAAGAGACAGUCAAAGACCUGACCUUUUACCAAAAGGUAAAAGUAGUUAAUUAUAUAAAAAAACAAAUCCAACUACAGCGAUGUGUUUUUUGUGAAGAAGACACGGAUGGUAUCUUUGAACACAUGAAAAGUAAACAACAUUAUAAGAUCCCUGAACGAAAAGUCUGGGAUCAACCUCAAUAUUAUUUUCCUUUAUCUGAAAAUGACUCCUUUUUAUAUAAUCUUGACGCAAUUAGCGGUAGUGAUGAGGAAAACAGCAUCGAGAAUCUCAAUGAAGCAACAUCCAAUCUAUGUUUCUCCCCCGAACUUUCCAUGCAAAGUUCUGCUAGUUAUCCGUAAUCUUAUGCUUAAUUACUGAAAUAUUGUAUAUAUAUAAUUAUAUUUAUUAAUAUAAUUAUAUUUAUCGCA
Dinoponera quadriceps is the source of this 1557-nucleotide messenger RNA. Its product is annotated as zinc finger protein 277. Bases 250 to 1488 code for a protein of 412 amino acids. The transcript is spliced from 9 exons. The record is from RefSeq and is a predicted model, not a curated record. Lineage: Eukaryota; Metazoa; Arthropoda; Insecta; Hymenoptera; Formicidae.